UGUUACAAGCGUUACUUCGAUGACAGUGUGUGUGUUAUCAAAAGAGAUGAGAUCGAUGAAUUCCAUAAACACCUUAAUGACCAGGAUGAUAAUAUCAACUUCACCAUCGAAAGGUAUACAGAUGAUGGAUUGCCCUUCUUGGAUACCCUCAACAAAGUACGUGACGAUGGCUUCAUUAAAUUGUCUAUUUACGGAAAGAAGACCCACACUGGUCGCUAUUUAGACUUUAACAGUCACCAUCCUAAGGUUCUUCUAGCCCAUAGAAGUGAAACGCUUCUCGUUGACGAUGCUUUAAAAAGUAAAGAGCAAGAACAUAUCAAGACAUGCCUAUCAGAGAACGGCUACCCAAAGAGGUUCAUAAAUAAGCAUUUACAAUUGAAAAAGAAGACUACAGAGACUACAGACGAGGAUAAAGGGUUGGUAGUGUUACCGUAUGUACAGAAUUUGAGUGAGAGAAUUUCUCGCAUAUUGGCACGUUAUAACAUCAAAACAUGCAUGAAACCCUGCCAAAAAUUACGCGGGUUUCUCUCCAAACCAAAAGACCCCAUUGACAAGGGAAGUCAGACAGGGGUAGUGUAUUCAAUACCAUGUCAUGAAUGUGUUAUAAAGUACAUCGGUGAGACGAAACGAGCACUUAAAACCAGAGAAAAAGAACACCAAGCAGCUCUAAGACUGAACCAUCCGGAUAAGUCAGCUCUAGCAGAGCACGCCAUGAAGACUGGCCACAGCAUUAACUGGCUUGGUAGUUCUGUAGUUUAUAAAGAAGAACGAUGGCACCAGAGGAAAUGGCUGGAGUCACAAAUCGCCUUCGAAGCCCUAAGGCGCAUGCGUCAAGUUAAAGUCUAUGCGCAUGAGUAG
Molecule: messenger RNA, 858 nt
Organism: Actinia tenebrosa (Australian red waratah sea anemone)
Lineage: Eukaryota; Metazoa; Cnidaria; Anthozoa; Actiniaria; Actiniidae
Source: RefSeq, a predicted model, not a curated record